AUGCAGGAUCAUAUCAAGAGCAAGGUAUCUGCGCGUGAGGCGCAUACGAAGGCCCGAGAUGUUAUCCUGCAAAGCGGCAUACCAAUCAACAUGUACCACAUCAGUAAUGUUUUCAAGGCAUUAGAGGAAUAUGUGGUAGUGAUCCCUGAGCGUAUCAACGAGGACUCACUUUACUAUGUUACCAGUGAUGAUUUGGGGACUCUCAUCCAAGCGCUGAAUAACAUGGCUGAUCCAGAUACAGGUUGUCUCAACCUGUCAACUGAAAUGUUUUACAAGAUGUCGGUCACAAUUCGACCAUCCCACGGUAUUAGCCCGGACGGCAAAGAUCUUGACAGAGUUCACGAAGAGGUCAUGCUAAAGGAGAGUAGACGGAUGCUCUAUUGUGAGAGCCUCUGCGCAGAUCGGAACCGCCGAGGUGGUGCCGCCAACCAAGCAGAAAGCCAGCACAAGUCUGGCCACAUCAACACAUCUCGGAAUAUCAGCGAAGAUGGUGUUGCUCCCGCCGUGACAGUGCAGACAGGGAGCGACAAUAUCUCUGCUUUUACUCCUCUCGAUAUACCUGAAAGUCCGGCUCAGACUAGUAUCAAGGUUGAACCUGAUUCAGCUGCCUCUGACGACAUGGACAUGGUUCCGACAAGGUCACGCCGAGGUGAAACACCAUUAACGAUAUGGCAAUUGUUGAAUUACCCUCACCGCACACCAGAUGACCUGGUCAGAUCAGUGGACGCCACCGCAUCAACUUCGCAGGUCAUCGGGAGACAUCGGCAGAAGGAAGAAGCUGAUUCAGCCGGAGAAGCCCAACGAGAGUCGCACCGCGCGACCACUAACAGGCCAGCCAAAAGAGUCAAGCGCGAGGCCGAGUCUCAUGACGGCGGAAAAUAG
Molecule: messenger RNA, 882 nt
Organism: Akanthomyces muscarius
Lineage: Eukaryota; Fungi; Ascomycota; Sordariomycetes; Hypocreales; Cordycipitaceae
Exons: 1
Coding region: 1-882 (293 amino acids)
Source: RefSeq, a predicted model, not a curated record